UUAGACCCAAAAGGAUAAGAAAGUAAAAUACUACUACCAUCAUAUAAAGCACACACGUUACUUAAACCUCUUCCCCUCCCCAUUUGUUUUUUCAUUUUUCAUUUUCAUAUAAAACUAGUUGAUAUUCUAGAAUUCCUAAUUACAUACAUUUUGCUUUUUCAACUGAUGAAUGGUUGUUUGAUUUUUUUGGAUAAACGACGAUCAGAAGCAUUGAUCGGUGACGGAAUUUAUCUAUUCCGGUGAAUUUGUGGCGUACAAGUAAACUGUUCUGUUGUUCGGCACUGGCUGGAUGCCUUUGUUGGAAGCAACGAAUUGUUUCUGAACCACUCCAUUUUAUUUCUCAGUAUUGUUACAUUCAGUGAUGGGAUUACCUCAGGUUUCAUCUAGUGAAACGUCUGAGGUGGGACCUGCACCUCUAAGGACACAUGUUUACAGUGUGCCACAGUUUGUUGAUGUUAGCACAUAUAAUUUAGACGGGAUAUGUGCGGAAGAUGUGAGCCGAAAUUGUGGGGAUUCAAUUUGUUAUUCCUUGGGAGAUUUUCAGUGGCAAACCUCCACGGGGAUCUCGAAAUCUCCUGAUGGAUUUGAGAAAAGUUUAUUGGAUGCCACACCUAACAUUUUGGUGGCAAACGUGCAUUGUGGGGAAAGUGUUGACUCGUCUACUUCAGAAACCAGGAGAUAUAUUCAGCCUCCCGUAUCUAGGAUUAUUGGUUUUAACUAUGAUAAGGGCGAUAUGGUAUCUGAUGGAUUAAACGGUGAACCAAGUCAUUAUCACUCUUCUUCUGCCAGUAUCACUCUCAAAGAAGCUGAACCCAGUGGAUUACAUGUCAGGAAGCGUUUGCUGUCUCCACUAAAUAAAUUGCUCUUGCCCGAGCAAUUCAAUGGCGAUCCUUUAGAUAUUGACAGCCAUAACUUUCUGAAUGGUUGUCCUUCUAGUAAACAAGCAUGUGGUAUUUCUUCGAUACAAGAAACUAAAAGAGCAAAUCUCAGCUGUAAAAGUCACUCAACUAUGCCAAUAUGGUCAGUGAGUAAUUGUUCAGAACUAAAUGAGAAGUUGCAUAAAUACAGUAAAAGAACCUCAAUAUUUUUUACGGAUGGCCCUGUAUUAGAGGAUAAGGGACUGGUCCAAUUUUCACAUCAACCAUCACCUGGAGCUGGAAGUGAUCCAUUUUUUGCACCAAGUGAGGUAAGCUGCCACUCAGGGGCCAAAUCAGUACCCUCGAAAAAAACUGUAUCAUCCCCACUCUCCUUGUCUCCUCUUGGGCCAAAAUUUUAUGAGCGAGUAGAACCUUCAGUAAGGAGGAGUAGCAAGGAAGAGGAGCUAUGGAAAAAGGCUGCACAUUCUCUUGAUGAGAGAUUUUCAGGUGUGAUCUUUCCCUCUGAAGAUGAGGAAUUCAGGAUAACUAGAAUAUCAUGUGAAGAGACUAACAUUCUUCAAGCAGAAGUCCAAUCAUCAUCCUCAUUAACUAAAUUUGGAACAAAAUGGCCUUUCUCUCAGAACCCCAGAACUGCGAUCAAUUCUAAAAAAAAUGCCAAUUUGAGGGGCUUUUGUACUCGGAGGUCAUUGGUUGGGUCAUUUGAGGAAUCUCUGCUGUCUGGUCGGCUUUCAUCUGGAAAAUUUAAUCAGAAAAUAGAUGGUUUUCUUGCUGUACUGAGCAUAACUGGAGGAAAUUUCUCUCCGAAAUCACAGAAACUUCCAUUUGCAGUUACGAGCAUCGACGGCGACAGCUAUUUAUUAUACUAUGCAUCGAUAGAUCUUGCUGGUAAUUCACGUUCAAACAAGUACAGGACUGAAAAUGUGAAAAAGAAUGUCGAUAGCAAUGAUUCCAAAAGUGGAAAAAACCGUCUGCGUAUUCCUAUGAAAGGGCGCAUCCAAUUGGUCCUGAGCAACCCUGAGAAGACACCUAUGCACACCUACUUCUGUAACUAUGAUUUAAGUGACAUGCCAGCUGGCACCAAGACAUUCUUGCGUCAGACGGUCUUUCUUGCUUCCUCAGCUUCGGAUUCCUUUCGUGGAAGGGAAGAUUCGAAAAGUUUCAAUGAAAAAGAUGAGGGCAAGGCUCCUUUGGUCCCAGAUGAAAUACACGACGAACGAGUAUGCAAUGCUGAGAAACUUUUAGAGUGUCAUUCAUGCCAGAGUGAUGAGAUGGAUGCUUUCCAUAGAACUGAGAGGAAGUCUUUGCAUUCUUGUUUAAAGGCCAAUGGGAAUGCCACCACUUCUGGUGCUCUUCGUUAUGCUCUUCACCUACGAUUUAGUUGUCCUUUCUCCAAGGAAAGCUCGGUUUCAGUUAGCAGAUCAAAUGCUUCUUUGGCUACAGAAAGAAGUAGAUUCAACAUUGAAGGACAUAGAAGAUUUUAUUUGUACGAUGAUUUGAAGGUCGUUUUCCCUCAACGUCAUUCAGAUGCUGAUGAGGGCAAGUUGAAGGUUGAAUACCACUUUCCCGAAGAUCCCAAGUACUUUGAUAUUAAUUAGCAGCUGAAGCAUCCAACUACUCUUACGAAGAACAUGCUGUUCCGAGUGUAGUUAUCUGUAACGUAUAUAUAAGUCAGUUGCUAUCUGUAAAAAUGCGAAACAAGAAAAGGAAUAAAUUAAAAAAAGGCGUGCAGUUUUUAAAAUUA
This is a messenger RNA of Erythranthe guttata (spotted monkey flower), 2619 nucleotides long. Its product is annotated as meiosis chromosome segregation family protein. Lineage: Eukaryota; Viridiplantae; Streptophyta; Magnoliopsida; Lamiales; Phrymaceae. The record is from RefSeq and is a predicted model, not a curated record.